AUGCUUCGGUUCCCAUUGUUCACUAUAGGCUGGGCGUGGAAAGAGGAAUAUGGUAGUCCUCAAGAUAACAAAGAGCAUUUUGAAUACAUUUACAAAUACUCUCCAUUGCAUGCCAUACCACAGGCCGCCACUCAAUACCCAGCGAUGCUUGUAUUGACAGCGGAUCACGACGACCGGGUAGUGCCCGCGCACUCAUACAAAUAUGCGGCACAAUUACAGUACGAAUUGGGGGCUAAACUGGCCGACACUCCCCUUAUGAUAAGAAUCGACACCAAUUCUGGUCACGGCGCUGGAAAACCCAUCUCUAAAUGGAUCGAAGAAUACACUGAUAUCGUGUCCUUUAUAUUGAAUUCGUUGAAAAUUGAUUACAAGAGUCAGAGUGUUGUCAAGCGAUAUGUAUUGACUAAAUUUGGUAGAAAAUUAUAA
Messenger RNA from Medioppia subpectinata, 426 nucleotides. The record is from the annotation of a GenBank genome assembly. NCBI's taxonomy places the organism in Eukaryota, Metazoa, Arthropoda, Arachnida, Sarcoptiformes, Oppiidae.